Molecule: messenger RNA, 225 nt
Organism: Cylicostephanus goldi
Lineage: Eukaryota; Metazoa; Nematoda; Chromadorea; Rhabditida; Strongylidae
Source: the annotation of a GenBank genome assembly
AUGUCAAACAAGUUCGGACGACAGUAUGAUGGCCGCCUGCUUCAGAAGAACUUCAAAAAUCUUCGAGAUACUUAUGUUCGCAAAAGGAGGGAGUACGAAGACGUGCUACGGAAAAAAAGCGGUAUCGAGUCUGGAUUGCGCGAGAAAAUUGCGUCGUGGCCAUUCUUCGUACAAUUACGUUUUAUCGACCCACCGGACGAUAACGACGGGUUCGUUACCAUAUGA